UUGGUCGCGUGCAGUUUCGGUUAUUUCGGAAUCACUUGGUGCUGUCACCUGGAGUGUGUUGUCAGAGCGCGAGCGAUGCCUGACCGGGACUGGAAUGCACUCGGAAUCUACCUCGGCCGCCUGGUGGAGUUUGUGGACGAACAUAUUAAUGCGGUGCGGCAUGUUAGUACGGGCCUGGCAGUGGCCGGAGUUGUGAUGCUCGCCAGAAGCGUUAAACUAUUUACUAAAUUUAAUAGUGCUCUGGAGAUACCUGAUAGCUUUAUUGAAAAACAUGUUAAACUUCGAGGGAGAGUGCACCAUGUAACAAGAUAUGGACUAGAAGUAGAGCAUGUUCCCAUUACAUUUCCAGUUGUUUCAUUUCUACAAAGAAGGCAGUCAAAUGGUCUGCUGAUGGUUCGAUUGGCUGGCUUGCAAAUGACUGAUGAAGGCAAAGCGUGGUUAAAAGAGCAAAUCAAACCUUCUCACAUUAUUUGGUUCCAACCUCUAAGGCGGGAGAAUUCUUCUAUUGAUUCUAUUGUAAGAUUAAACAAGAGUAUAUUUUUUUCAGUCUCUCUGAAUGAAGAGAUUUUAAGGAGAGGCCUUGGACGAGCAGUUAACAUUGAGGGCCUACAAUCAAAUCCUAAACUGUACUGGAGAUUACAGUCAAAGUUGCUUAAAGCAGAACUAAAAGCCCUAAGAAAAGGUAAAGGCAUCUGGAAAGAAGCCACUAUGUUAGAAACAAUCUCAAAUAAUCUACAGAAGUCCAAGAAUCUGCUUAAUCUAGAUAAUCUUAAAUCCUGGGUCAGUUCUUUCAGAAAAAAAUAAUUUAUUCAGUUGUAGCAGAAGCUUGUAAAGUUAAAUUUCUACAAUAAAUACAACUACUUUGUCAUCCUUAAGUGUUACAGAUAUAAGGUAUGUUAUCUUUGUUUAAGAGAGAGAGACUCAUUUUACAAUGCAAAAUGUUGUCUCAACUUGCUGGUUCAUUCAAAAAUUGACUUCUUUAUUCCAGAUUCUUAAACAUGCAUUGUUUUAUAAUAAGUAAAUUUAGUCUGUACAUUAGCUUUGCUCUUUUCACGUUAGUGCUUUUCUUUGACUGAUAGAAUAAUAAUCUACUGCAGCAAGACAACUUGGGUACUGGAGCCAAGCUUUGUAUUAUCUAAUAAAGGAAUCAGUGGAGCUAAAUAGUUUACUUGUGCCUUCCAGCUUGUGACCUUUAAUUAAACCUAGUAAGACACAGGUAAAAGGACACACAAAAGAACAAUUAUUGAGAGAGAUAGAUACCUAAAAACUGAAUUUCAUCUUAAUAUUUGCAUAUAGUACAUAGUCUGAAAUGCUGAAUCCCCUCCAAAAGUUUUCCAUCUGUCCUAAGACUUGCCUUUAUAAAUAUAAACAUAUCACGCAUUCAGCAUAUUUUCUCCUUUACUUUCCUGCUACUGUUGUUAAGUAGAUUUGAGAAAUAAGUUUGCUACACUCUGCUUUUGCUGAGAAUGGUUUGAAAUGUAACAGGUGUUUAGAUUGCAGACCUCUUAAGUGACCAGAACUGCAUGCUAGUAUGUGAAAGACGGAUUUCAUCAACAAAUGAUUGAAGUUGUCUCCUGUUACUAAAACCUGCCUUGGUAUGCAUUCCUUUCACGCUGUAGAAUGGAGUGUUAGCUCUCUCCAUUUUGACAGCACCUGAAAAUUUUGUAAUCUUCAAUUAUAGAGCAACAGAUGCAUUGGAAAACAAGCAAGAGACAAAAAGAAGUCCAAAAAUUCAUGAAUGACACUGUAUUUCUCAAAAUACUUGAAUAUUCAAUCAAUUUCUCAUACAAUUAACUCCUAAAUUAGAGGUACCUAAAGGAUAUGCAUUGGGUGUGCUUUAAUUGCAGACCUGUGUAGUUUGAAGCUGUCAGUACAGAUGAGCUAAUUAUUCUAGGAUUGGCGGUGUAUCUCCAACAGUAUUUUUUCCCCACCCCGAUUGAGAUUGUGCUUAAUGCUAAAGGCCUGCCUGCAGGAUAUGUUUCAGUUCAUUUUCUGUCUUGAAUUCUUAAUUCAUUGCCAUCCCUAAAUUCUUUCCCUUUGAGAGCAAUAGCAUGAUUUUUGUAUCGAUUGCAGUGGCAACCUGGAUAGGGCAAGGAGGCUAAUAGAGGAAUGGAAUGCAUGGCAAUUUCCAGCACAAUGUACACGAGGAUGUAUAUACUGCAGAUUCUUCUUUGAGACUACCUGUCUCUCUGUGCUGCAGCUAGUUAUGUUUGAAGUGUUAAGGAGUGAGCACAGUAGGUUGGUAGGUUGUUGAUAUGUCAGUAGCUGCUAUGCUGGUGGAGUCAGGUUGCCAACUCCUGGUUUGAACUAAACUUGGAAAUUUGAUCACGUGGAGUCCGAUCAUUUACUAUCCUAUCAGAUCAGGUGACAUCUACAAAUAUUGGUUUUGCCAUCUGUAAACUGUGGGCCAGUGAAACCACAGUAUGUGCAAGAAGUUCCAAGAACCAGGAGGCCAUUCAAAAGCAGACACAGAGACAAACUUGAGGAUGCAGGAAAGAGUGAAACAAUUCUCUCCAAUUCCCUUCCUAUUCAUUACAUUCCCGUGCCCCAAAAAACCCCUCAAAAAUCCCGACAUCAACUUUGCUUCCUUCAAUCCCAAUGUCAGGCCUCCAGUUUUAACUUGCCGUCAUACCUUGCUGUCCAUCGUAUUUUUAAUGUAAAGGAGAUCUGUUUACUUCAGUUGAUUUCUUUGUUGAUUCUAUCUUUAUGGUAAAGCUGUGCAAAUAAGAGUUUUCCAGACGCUGUGCAUUGCACAGAUAAUUAUUUUUCUAACCUGCUGCCUUGUAAUUACCCUAUGUGCUCAGUGUUUAAUGUUGAAAAUGGGCUUGGUGUGUUGAAGUUGCCCAUUGUCUAUAUUAUCCAAAUACUUGCAGUUUCAAGGGAAAAUAUUAACAUAGGAACAGCGGGGAGGCCAUUUGGCCCCUCAAGGGUAUUCUGCCAUUUAAUGAGAUUGUGGCUGACCUGUGUUCUAAUACCCACCUUUGGCCCAUAUCCCUUAAUACUUUUAGUUUAAUAAAAAUAAAUCUGUCUCCGAUUUUAAACUAAGAACUAAUCUAGCAUCAGCUGCCAUUUGUGGAAAAGAAUCCCAAACCUCUAUCACCCUCCUUGUGUGUAGAAGUGCUUUCUAAAAUGUCUGCUGAACAGUCUUGCCCAAAUUCACAGACUAUGCCCUCUAUUUCUAGAGGGUAACUACAUAGCAAAGUGCAAGUUAUCUGAUACUGUUAGUGACCAUGUAUUGGGAGUGUCCAUCUGUACAUGUUUUGCUGUGAAAUAGGGUUGUAUUGAGUGGUUCACUUUUAAAAAGAUGAAUGCGACACACAGUAAUAAAUGUGUCUAGUUCAGAGGAUUCAAUUGACUAAUGUUAAAGUGAGUUUCAUCUACUAGAGUAGCUCCAACAUCGGUGUUUCUAAUUAGGACUGGAAACGAGUAAAGUUAUUCAACAUGAGCCUUCCUUGGAGUGAUUCAUCUUUUAAUUUUAAUUUUAAAGACUGCAAUGUAACAUACAAGAUACACUUAAUGUUUUUUUGUAAUUGUUCAUUCUCAUAAAUGUCUGUGUGCAUUGUAAAAGAAAG
Messenger RNA from Hemiscyllium ocellatum (epaulette shark), 3572 nucleotides. It is a transcript of the gene miso1, whose product is annotated as c18h3orf33 homolog (H. sapiens). Bases 76 to 804 code for a protein of 242 amino acids. NCBI's taxonomy places the organism in Eukaryota, Metazoa, Chordata, Chondrichthyes, Orectolobiformes, Hemiscylliidae. The record is from RefSeq and is a predicted model, not a curated record. The transcript is spliced from 5 exons.